Molecule: messenger RNA, 1194 nt
Organism: Wickerhamiella sorbophila
Lineage: Eukaryota; Fungi; Ascomycota; Dipodascomycetes; Dipodascales; Trichomonascaceae
Product: Mitochondrial fusion and transport protein UGO1
Exons: 1
Coding region: 1-1194 (397 amino acids)
Source: RefSeq, a predicted model, not a curated record
AUGAACUACAGGCCGUAUUAUGACCCCGAGACGUUUGCGUCUCCGGUGGCCGUGACGACAUCGCUUCCUGGGCAGGCCAAAUUGAGGACGGAGUUCGACUUUGACUAUUUGGAUGACCUGAACCAGAGCCCCGUUGGGCAGGUGGGUCUGUCGAUUGCCAAGUUCUACUCCCGCAUGGUGGUCGUUCAGCCCUUCGAUGUGGCCAAAUUCCUUGUCCAGGUAAGCGACGUGGGCAACCGCGGAGGGGCACAGUUGUAUGAGGAUGAACUCGAAGAUAGCGAUGAGGAGGAAAUUGACUACUUUUUGGAUACGUCUUCUCCUACGCCAAGGCAGAUUACGCUCAAGAGCGCCAAGUUGCGCAAGCUCACUAAAGAAAUGCAAUUAGUUAAAUCGGAUCCGGCUCUCUCUGCUUUUCCUGAAGCCACGCCUGUGCAGAAUGCUUAUAUCUGGAAUAUGAUCUCUUUGGUGGCUGAGAAAGAGGGCCCCGUGGGGAUGUGGAAGGCGAUGCACACCUCAUGUCUCUACCAGGCCAGUAAAGGUCUUCUGUACGCAUGGCUAUGUGGCCUUCUAUCGUCUCUCGUGGGAGUCCAGGACCCUUUGAUUCUAGAUGUUUUACAGAGCCCCGAUCCGUUAAUGGCCGUGGCCGUGACUACUGUUGCCAGUGGGCUGGCGGCUGCGUUGCUUGCACCUCUAGCGGUCAUUCGGGCCCGGUUCAUCGUGACUGUGAUGCAGAUUGGUCCCAGGUCGCUGCGAGGUGCCCUGCUGGGGCUGAAAAGCAUUGUCGGGCCGGUCUCCGUGGCAGUGCCCUCUGCAGCAUCUUCAAGCAUUAUCCAACUAGUCGAUUCAGCUACACCUUAUCUGCUGUUCAAGCACUGGAAUAUUGACCAGUUCAGGUAUCGAGGUAUGUACCACUGCAUGGUUUUGUGCUCCAAGUUGUUGGCGCUGGCGUUCAAAAUCCCCCUCGACACGUUUGCGAAUCGCGCAGCCGUCGCGAGCCAAAACCUCGACCCCAAGACAUUAAUUGUAGUCCCCAGACCUUACAAUGGAAUGCUGUACAGCCUGUGGGACAUCUUUUCCGGUAAAGAUUCCAUUUUAUCCCUUUAUAGAGGCUGGAGACCCGAGUUGCUAGGAUGCAUUGGCGCGUGGGGUGUUGACGCGAUUGAUGUAAAUAGUGCCGAGAAGGAGCGGUUCUAA